Molecule: messenger RNA, 1491 nt
Organism: Clarias gariepinus (North African catfish)
Lineage: Eukaryota; Metazoa; Chordata; Actinopteri; Siluriformes; Clariidae
Gene: yipf6
Product: Yip1 domain family, member 6
Exons: 7
Coding region: 52-738 (228 amino acids)
Biological process (GO): endoplasmic reticulum to Golgi vesicle-mediated transport
Cellular component (GO): membrane; trans-Golgi network
Source: RefSeq, a predicted model, not a curated record
UCGACGUAGCCUAUUUGGUGACGUCACAACAUCCGGGUUCUCAGAAGAAACAUGGCGGAAGCGGACGAGUUAAAUAAACCCCUGUUCGCAGGGUUAUCAGAUGUCUCCAUAGCAGACGAUAUCCCGGUGGAGGGUGAGAUCAACGUGCCGAUGAGCUCCCUGAGUGCCAACGAUGAAAUCUCAACUCUGGAUGAACCUGUGAAGGACACUAUACUGAGGGAUUUGAAGGCGGUAGGUCAGAAGUUUGUGCACGUGAUGUAUCCAAAGAAGAGCUCCGCUUUACUGCGAGACUGGGAUUUGUGGGGACCUUUGCUGCUGUGUGUCGCCCUGGCUUUGAUGCUGCAGGGUGGGACUGCAGACAGUAAGGACGACGGCGGUCCUCAGUUUGCUGAAGUCUUUGUUAUCGUCUGGUUCGGUUCCAUCAUCAUCACAGUCAACUCCAAACUUCUGGGAGGAACCAUCUCAUUCUUCCAGAGCCUGUGUGUGUUGGGUUACUGUAUCCUCCCCUUGACGGCGGCCAUGUUGGUUUGUCGUCUCGUCCUGCUCAGCUCCAACGGACUGCUCAGCUUCAUCGUUCGACUCGUGGUCGUCACCGCCUCCUUCGGCUGGUCAACCUUCGCCUCCACAGCGUUCCUCGCCGACAGCCAGCCACCCAAUCGUAAAGCUCUGGUUGUUUACCCCGUCUUCCUCUUCUACUUCGUGAUUGGCUGGAUGAUCCUGACCUUCUCUCCGUCGUAACAUUCCCCCCCCCCCCCUUCCCCCACACUCUCGUCAACCAAUCAGACGAAGGACAUUAAUCCGAAGCCCCUCCCUCUCACCCAGCCCUUACCGUCUCGUCGAUCAGGAGGAUGGACCUGAUAUUCCAGGGGCGGGGUUUUUAUCCCAAAAGACGGGAAAUGGAAUGUGGAUCUUUCCUCUUUUUCUUUUUUUUUGUUCUUGUUCUUGUACAUGGACAGAUGGAGGGAGAGAGAGAAAAAGGAGAGAGAGAGAGAGAGAGAGAACAGAAAACUAUUUUGUACUCCGUUCACAGAGUUCCAUGUGUCUGUAUGCUAUUAUAAUAUAUCAGCAGACUUGUGAGAGAAGGGUGUGUGUGUGUGUGUGUGUGUGAGGAGGGUGUGUAUGUGUGAGAGAAGGGUGUGUAUAUGUGUGUGUCUUUGCUAAAUUUACACAUCUCUACUGAUUCAGUAAUAUUCUUAUAAAAAUAUGAUUUUAUUUAAUUCAAUUCUUUAAUUCUGAAAAGAAAUCGAAUCACUGUCUCAUGAAUAUUAAUGAGCAGGGGUGUGGCCUGUACCUGGUGUGUGUGUGUGUGUGUGUGUUUGGAGAGGUUGUGGUGAUGAUGUGGGAUUAAUCACGGCAUGAUGAGUCUGUAUUUAUGACUGUGUUAUAAAUGUGUUAAUAACAUUGCUGCGUGGUCGAGUGUGUUCUUGAAGCAGAAAAACUUAAACCAUGAGGUUGUACUAUUGAAAAAUAAAUAAAUUGCAUAAUCGUUAA